Cooperia oncophora is the source of this 327-nucleotide messenger RNA. The record is from the annotation of a GenBank genome assembly. NCBI's taxonomy places the organism in Eukaryota, Metazoa, Nematoda, Chromadorea, Rhabditida, Trichostrongylidae.
AUGGCACUGGUGCAUCCUGACAUCCUCCAACAGUUUAUUAAAUUUAAACCCGAGGAUGAGCAGUGGUGCCGAGCGAGAUCGAAUGAGUUCGCAAGGACAGGAAAGAUGUCCAAUGUGAUCGGAGCCGUGGAUGGCACACUGGUCCGUAUUAGGACACCGGCUGUUGACGGAUAUCAGUAUGUGAGCAGGAAGGGAACGUCUUGCCUCAACGUCUGCGUUAUUGCAGACGCUGUGGGUCGAAUCCUGUACGUCAACACCGGGUCCCCAGGAUCAGUGCACGACGCUACCGUUUGGCGUAACUCCUUCUCCUGCCAGCAGUGUAUUUGA